AACAUUAACACGGAUGUACUUCCGGGUUAGAAUCAUGGCGUGUUGCUGAACAACAUGUGAGUUUUUCGGGAGAUUUAAUUGCGUUUAAUAUUCUAAGACAUCUGAAACAACAUCAAACAUGGCAUCUGUGGAGGAGGACUUCCCUCGAGGAGGGUCGGCAAAGAAGCCCAUCGAGAGUAACAUAGCUGUGCAGAGGACAGAGGUCGACAACUUGUUCCAGUCAAAUGAACCAGCAGAAACAAAGAAAAGAAAGGUGGCGGGCAAAGAUGACGGCAAGAAGCCCAAGAAGUCAAAGACGGGCAAGGAAGACGGCCUGACACUGAACGCAGCAUCCAAGUGUGUGGAAAUCCUGCACAUGAAGAAUCUGAAGGAGGGCAUCCUGAUGCUGGGCUGUGUGAAGGAGGUGACUGACUUUGAGGUGAAAGUCAGUCUGCCCUGUGGCAUGCAAGGCUUCCUCAGCAUCAAGAACAUCUGUGACUCGUACACUAAGCUGCUCAGUGAGCAACUGGAGUCAGCUGAUACAGAGGAGAUCUGCUCUCUGCAAGACAUCUUCUCCCCGGGGAUGCUGUUCAGGUGUGUGAUUGCCAAGUUGGAUCUAGCCAAAGGAGGCGCUCUCAGCAUCCAGCUGUCAAUCAAUCCAAAGCUGGUCAACAAGGCUCUCACCUCAAACUCUCUGAAAGCUGGCAUGGUCUUGAGUGGAUGUGUGGACAGCGUGGAGGAUCAUGGCUACAUAGUUGACAUUGGCCUCAGUGGAACCAAAGCCUUCCUGCCCAGGGAAGCAGUAAAGGACAAACACCCAGAAGAGCUGAAAGUGGGUCAGAACGUCACUUGUGGAGUGGACGAAGUAAAAAACGAUGGGCGCAUGAUCCGCCUUUCUUUGAGCACCCCCACCCAGGCCUGUGCUGAAUCCGAACAAGGCUGGAACCUCACUAACCUGCUGCCUGGACUUCUGGUCAAAGCCACCAUCAAAAAGGUGACCAAACAUGGUCUGCUCCUGGACUUCCUGUCCUCCUUCACUGGCCAGGUGGACUUUCUCCACAUGGAGCCAGAACAGACAGACAGCUACACCGAGGGCGCCCAGGUGCGAGCCUGUGUGCUGUAUGUGGAUCCCACCACCCGUCUGGUGGGCCUGAGCCUGCGCACCUUCCUCACUCAGCCCGGGUCCUCAAUCGCUGUCUCUCCUGCUGGAGGAGACCGCAUCGGAGAGGUUGUGAAGGACUGCAAGAUGACCGCCAUGCACCACAUGUCUGGAGCCUUGUUGGAACUGCCUGAUAACACGAUGGCCUUUGUACAUAGGAACCAUGUUAAGGAGUCUAGCGAGCUGUCCAAUGAAAACCGAGUGCUGGCCAGGACUGAGCACAUCUGCAGGAUCAUGGACUUCAGCCCCAUGGACCAAAUUCACUUUGCUAGUCUGCGAAAGAGUGUGAUUUCAAAGCGUUUCUUCAGAUAUCAUGAUCUUCAGGCCGGACAGGUUGUAGAGAGUUUGAAAAUCUACAUCUUCAGAAAGAUGUAUACAGAACACCAGUACUUAUGA
Molecule: messenger RNA, 1534 nt
Organism: Notothenia coriiceps (black rockcod)
Lineage: Eukaryota; Metazoa; Chordata; Actinopteri; Perciformes; Nototheniidae
Gene: pdcd11
Product: programmed cell death 11
Exons: 12
Coding region: 119-1534 (471 amino acids)
Biological process (GO): rRNA processing
Cellular component (GO): nucleolus; small-subunit processome
Molecular function (GO): RNA binding
Source: RefSeq, a predicted model, not a curated record